UCUUGCUUCCUUGAACGGCAAGCUCAAACAAGGCAAGGUCGACAUUUCAAGUUGUAAGCACAAAGCCUUUUCAGCGUAAAAAUGACAACAUGUGAUGCACUCCGAAGAUGGUUCAGAUGGCGUGAACGACUGGUCAUAUUCACUUAUGGUCUGCUUUUCAGCAAGGGAAUGAUGAGUUAUGUGCUGGCAAAUCUUAUGACAUUCCUCACAGAUCUCUGGAAAUUGAAACUAAAAGAAGCUGCAGCAAUCGUCAAUCUUCAAGAAGGUCUAAGGAAUAUGUUGCAGAUAUGCGUUGCUCUCUGCAUAGAUGCUUGCCUUGGUUAUCGAUGGAUGUUGAUUCUAUCUAGUGUUUUAUAUUCUACUGGACUUGGCCUUUUAGCAUACUCAGUGCCUCCAUACUUUAACAAGUUGAAACAUUCACCUUUCUGGGAAGGAUUAGCUCUUGUGAUUGUUGGUGGAGCUGCACAAGUUAUUCCCCUUUACUCCCUUUCUGUUGAACAAACCAAGGUUGUAAGAGUUCCAGAACACUGUGAAGCAACAAGACUAAAAGUCGCCUGUUGCUUGCGCAAGGUACGAAUAGGAGGCUGGCGGCAGAUGCAGCAGAGAAUAAUCAGAUGGUUUGGCAUCGGAUUCAUGAUGCUGGGAGCCAUAACAUCAGUUUAUGGUUUCAUCUAUCUUGAAGAUGAAUGGCAUCAACGUUUUUUGAGAUCUGCCAUUGCCAUAGUAACGGGUUUACUUUGGUUUCUUUGUGGUUUCCCCUUCUACGGCCCCCGUCGACUGCAGCCGAGUCCUCUUUCAACUAUGCUACGUACCUUGAUUGCCGCGGCGCGGAAGAGGCAUCUCAAUUACCGAGGAAAUUUGGAACAACUUCAUCGUGAUGAUGGGAAAGAAAAUCCACUCCUUACAGACCAUCUUGAGUGGCUCAACAAGGCUGCAGUAAAAGAGUCAUCGGCUGAUGAUAAUCUAACGCCGGAAGAAAAGAGAUGGAGACUCUGCACGGUGAAGGAAGUAGAGCAAACAAAACUUCUGUUAAAUAUUAUUCCAAUGUCUGCAACUUUCAUCGUGUACGGCAUGGUGAAAUCUCUUGGCAAUACCUUCUUCAUUGAGCAGGUAAGCAGCAUGAGCGGUGAUAUCUCAAGCGUAUUUUUUCAGAUGAUCCAAUGGUUUUCUCAAAUUUCAAUCAAAAGAGGGUAUAAAAUUGUGUUUGAAAAACGAAUAGAAAGAAUAAAGGGACGCUACUCUGAUGGAGUGAAGAUUGGCAUAGGUAUGCUGUCUUCUGUAAUAUGUUGCGCUGUUGCAUCAUCAAUUGAGUCUAAAAGGUUACAAGCUUUGAGUAAAGAGGGCCGGUCAAAUGAUCCGGAUGCUACUGCCCCCAUUACAGCAUUUUGGUUGGUUCUGCAGUUUUCUUUCCUGGGUGCAAUGGAAGGAUUAGCUGGUGAUGGCAUCCAAGAUUUCUUUGGUCAUUAUGCUCCAGAUUCAAGGAGAUAUGGACCUGUAUUUACUAGCUCACUCACCGGGUUUGGAACAGUACUUAACAUAGGAUUCAUAGCUUUUCUAGAUUAUUACAGCACAUCCAGAGACACAGAGAUUUGGCUCGGUGAUAGUAUAAACCAAAGUCGGUUGGAUUUAAUCUAUCGCGCAUAUGCUAUGGUGGCCCUGCUCAACUGCUUUAUCUAUGCUUAUGUCUCCUAUCAGUAUUCUUAUGAUAAUAUCAUAGGAAGACCAGAAGAAGAAAAAGAAAUACCAUUCUUGGAAGUGAAAGAAGAAGAAACAGCAGAAGGAGACCAACAGAACAACCAAGAGCAAGAUGUUGAGUUGCAAAGAAUUCCUGUGCGUUAGCCUACUGAUUUAUCAAGAAAUAAUUCAGUUUUCUAAGUGCCUAUAUAUGUACAUAUGCUAAGGAUUUUACGUGUAUUGUUUAGAGAGGUAUAUGUAGCGAAAAAGUAAAGAGACUGUGAGAGGGUACUGUAGGGUGUUUUGGUCUGUGAAUAUGAGAUAAUGAAAGAAAGAAUUUGUAAGUCUACUCUUUCACCUCGAAAAUUUGUUAGUGGAAAGGCUUUGAGAGUUUUUUGACAAAGAAAAAAGCUCUUGUGUUCAUGUGUU
Theobroma cacao (cacao) is the source of this 2103-nucleotide messenger RNA. RefSeq names its product protein NRT1/ PTR FAMILY 5.5-like. Gene Ontology annotation, biological process: transmembrane transport. NCBI's taxonomy places the organism in Eukaryota, Viridiplantae, Streptophyta, Magnoliopsida, Malvales, Malvaceae. The record is from RefSeq and is a predicted model, not a curated record. Gene Ontology annotation, molecular function: transmembrane transporter activity. Gene Ontology annotation, cellular component: membrane.